AUGGCAGCUAAUUCUCAACAGUUUGGAGUUCUUCAAGAAGUUUCAGUUAAGGGAUUAAAUGAGACAAACUCUAAAGUAGAACAGCAACUGGCGCAAUUAACUAGUAUGGUUCAACAAAUGGCUUUAGGUCAUCAAGUGAGACCUUGUGGCAUAUGUCAGUUGGUGGGGCAUUCUACUGAUGCAUGUCUCACACUUCAAGAGGAUAUCAAUGAGCAUGUAAAUGCAAUGGGGGGAUUCCCAGGGCAACCUAGGCAAAGGUAUGACCCUUAUGCUAUAACUUAUAAUGAAGGAUGGAAGGAGCAUCCUAAUCUUCGAUAUGGGAAUCAACAACAAACUGUACCAACUAGACCACCAAGAUUUCCUUAUCAACAAAGGCAACAACAAACUUAUACACCUCAGCCUCAACAAUCUAUUACCUCACAAGCUCAAGACCCUUCAAUGGCAGAUAUGCUAAAACAGUUAAUAGCCUCCAAUAUGCAAACUCAAGCACUUCUUCAAGGCGCUCAUGUGUCCCUGAAAAAUUUAGAGAAUUCUAUGGGUCAAAUUGCCACUUCAUUAAGUCAAAAUGAACCACAGAAUCAAAGAAAAUUACCUUCACAGCCUGUACGAAACCCAAGGGAAAAUGCUAAUGCCAUCACACUACGAGAUGGCAAGACCUAUGAUCCACCCACUAUUCCAUCAAAUUCAAAUGAUGCAUCAUUACCUCCUACCCAAUCUUCCCAACAAGACAACGAUGAAACCCCAACCACAUCACCCAACCUUAAACCCACUAUUUCCCCUUAUGUCACUACUCCUCCAUUUCCUAGUCGUUUGAGAAAGACCAAGAAGGAUGAAGCUGAACAGGAAAUAUUGGAGACUUUUUGCAAGGUUGAGGUAAAUAUUCCCUUACUUGAUGUUAUUAAACAAGUACCUCGAUAUGCAAAGUUUUUAAAGGAUUUAUGCACCAAUAAGAGGAAGUUAAAAGGGAAUGAAAAGGUGAGUGUGGGGCAAAAUGUUUCGGCGGUUCUUCAAAAGAAACUUCCACCAAAGUGUAAGGAUCCUGACAUUUUCACUAUUCCUUGCACUAUUGGAAAUAAAAGAAUUGAAAGAUGUAUGUUAGAUUUGGGUGCUUCAAUGAAUGUAAUGUCGUACUCUAUUUAUGCCUCUUUGAAUUUGGGACCACUAGAAGAAACGGGGGUGAUCAUACAAUUAGCGGAUCGUUCUAAUGCCUAUCCAAGGGGAGUAGUAGAGGAUGUAUUGGUUAAAGUUAAUGAAUUGGUUUUUCUGGCAGACUUUUACAUUCUUGAUAUGGAAGAUGACUCAAUUUCGUGUUCUACACCAGUAUUAUUGGGAAGGCCAUUCUUAAAGACAGCUAGAACUAAGAUAGAUGUUCAUAAGGGAACUUUGACCAUGGAAUUUGAUGGUGAGGUGAUUCGAUUUAAUAUUUUUGAGGCUAUGCGGUAUCCAAGUGAUGUUCAUUCAUUUUCUUCAAUCGAUAUUCUAGAUUCUUUAUCACAAAGAAUUCUGGAUUCACAUGGAGAUGAUGGGUUAGAUAUUGUUUUGAGGGAACCAAUAGAUAUGAAAGAAGAUUUUGUCACUACUGAAGUAAAGGAGACAGUGGCUGCACUUAAUAGUGGUGGAGAGGUUUCUAAAGCGGUGUCGUUCUUAAAGUUGCCUAUUUCUCAUGAGCAACUUCAACCAUCUGUUAAAUCACCACCCAAGCUUGAAUUAAAACCACUACCAAAGCAUCUCAAAUAUGUCUACUUGGGUGAGAAAGAGACAUUACCAGUUAUUAUCACCACAAAACUUACCCAAGUACAAGAGGAUCGUUUAAUAAGGGUACUUUGGGAAUAUAAAACGACCAUAGGGUGGACCAUAGCAGAUAUCAAGGGAAUAAGCACAACUAUGUGUAUGCACCAUAUUCUCCUUGAAGAUGGAUCCAAGCCUUCUAGAGAAGCUCAAAGAAGGUUAAAUCAACCUAUGAUGGAGGUAGUUAAGAAGGAGAUACUGAAGCUUUUAAGUGUGGGUGUGAUUUACCCUAUUUCAGAUAGCAAGUGGGUGAGUCCAGUUCAAGUCGUUCAAGUGGGUGUGAUCAGGCAUCACUGUGGUUACAAUCAGAUUGUUAUUGCUCCUGAAGACCAAGAGAAGACCGCAUUUACAUGCCCAUUUGGCACAUUUGCUUUUCGUAGAAUGCCAUUUCGGUUGUGUAAUGCUCCCGCUACUUUUCAACGAUGUAUGUGUCACUUUAUGGUGCAGCAAGGUAUUGUUUUGGGGCAUGUUAUUUCAGAAAAAGGGAUUGGAGUGGGCAAGGCAAAAAUUGAUCUCAUUCGUGCAAUUCCACCAUUGUCAAGUGUGAAAGAAAUAAGAUCCUUUCUUGGUCAUGCAGGCUUCUAUAGGCAGUUUAUAAAGGAUUUCUCAAAGAUUGCUUCUCCUUUAUGCAAUCUUCUUCAAAAGGAUGUGGCAUUUGAAUUUAAUGAUAAAUGUUUGUUUGCAUUCAAUAAAUUAAAGGAAUCCUUAACAUCAACACCUAUUAUUCAGCCACCAAACUGGGAUUUUCCCUUUGAAAUAAUGUGUGACGCUAGUGAUUAUCCAAUAGGAGCGGUUCUUGGGCAAAGAGUUGGUAAAGUGCCUGAUGUUAUAUACUAUGCCUCUCGAACUCUUAAUGAUGCUCAGUUAAAUUACUCUACUACCGAGAAAGAGUUUUUAGCGGUUAUCUUUUCUCUAGAAAUUUUUUGGUCUUAUUUGAUUGGAACUAAAGUUAUUGUUUACAUUGACCAUGCAACUCUUAAAUAUUUACUAGCUAAGAAAGAAGCGAAGCCCAGACUUAUUUGGUGGAUUUUACUUCUGCAAGAAUUUGAUCUUGAAAUAAAAGAUAAGAGAGGAUCAGAAAAUUUGGUGGCUGAUCAUUUAAGUAGACUUAUUCGGGAUGAAGAUAAUUUGCAAUUAAAUGAAAAAUUUCCUGAUGAGCAGCUCCUAGCUCUUAAAGAAGUUAUUCCAUGGUUUGUUGAUAUUGUUAAUUAUUUAGCCACUAAAGAGUUACCAGGAGACCUUACACAAGCUCAAAAGAACAAGAUUAAGCAUGAUGCUAAGUUUUAUAUUUGGGAUGAGCCUUAUUUAUGGAAACAUUGCGCUGAUCAAGUCAUUUGA
This is a messenger RNA of Humulus lupulus (European hop), 3126 nucleotides long. RefSeq lists its product as uncharacterized. The transcript has 3 exons. The coding region runs from base 1 to 3126 and encodes 1041 amino acids. Lineage: Eukaryota; Viridiplantae; Streptophyta; Magnoliopsida; Rosales; Cannabaceae. The record is from RefSeq and is a predicted model, not a curated record.